UUGGAAUCUGAAAAACAUCUGCAGAAACAAAAAAUUCCAAUGUUGAUCCAAAGUUUCAGACCAUGCCACCGCAAACAGAUAAAAAAAUAAAAAAAAAAAUUCUCACCCUCCGCCAAUCCACACUUCAAAGUCAAAUUCUUUUAACUAACCUCCGCUGUUUAACAAAUUUCAACUCCAUUCAAUUUUGCCACACAAAUCCAUAAGCAAAACGAGACGAGAAAAAAAAAAAAAAAGCAUUUUUUCAAAGAAAGAUGAAGCUCCAAACACGAGAGCUUCUUCUGCUACACUCCUUUGUCUUCUUAUUAUCCACGAUUGCAGGAACCACCACCAUCUCACCAGGAUCAACGCUUUACGCUUCCAACACAACCCAAUCAUGGUCCUCUCCCAACAACACUUUCUCUCUCCACUUCCUUCCUCUCCUCCCUCCUUCCUUCACCGCCGCCAUUGUCUACUCCGGCGGCGCCCCCGCCGUAUGGUCCGCCGGAAACGGAGCCACCGUCGACUCCGCCGGCACCCUCCGCUUUCUUCCCUCCGGCAACCUCGUCCUCGUUAAUGGGUCGGGUUCCACCGUGUGGGACUCCGGAACUUCCAACAUGGGUGUCUCCUCCGCCACGCUUCAUGAAAAUGGAAACUUGGUUCUCUCCAAUGCCACCGGUUCAGUCUGGUCGAGCUUCGACAACCCCACCGACACCAUUGUGCCGUUUCAGAAUUUCACCACUGGUAUGGUUUUGCGUUCUGGGUUGUUCUCAUUUUCUGUUCUUAAGUCUGGGAAUCUCACUCUCAAGUGGAGUGAUAGUGUGCCUUACUGGGAUCAAGGCUUGAACUCUUCCAUGAGUGAGGCGAAUUUGAGUUCACCGGUUUUGGGGUUGCAACAAAGUGGGGUUUUGCAGCUUUUUGAUCACAAUUUGAGUGCCCCCAUUGUGGUUGCUUAUAGCAGCGACUAUGGUGAGGGGAGUGAUGUGCUGAGGGUUUUGAAGUUGGAUGGUGAUGGGAAUUUGAGGGUUUAUAGCUCUAAGAGGGGUAGUGGGACUGUGAUUUCAAGAUGGGUUGCUGUUGAGGAUCAAUGUGAGGUUUUUGGUUACUGUGGAAAUAAUGGUGUUUGUAGUUACAAUGAUUCUAGUUCUGACCCCAUUUGUGGAUGUCCAUCUCAGAAUUUUGAGAUGGUUGAUUCCAAUGAUAGUAGGAAAGGGUGUAGGAGGAAGGUGAGGCUUGAGGAUUGUGUGGGGAAUGUGGCGAUGUUGCAAGUGGACCAUGCUCGAUUCUUGACUUAUCCUCCUCAGUUUUUGAUCAAUCCUGAGGUGUUUUUCAUUGGUAUAUCAGCUUGCCGUGGAAAUUGUCUUGCUGCUGUUUCUUGUUUUGCUUCCACUUCCUUGUCUGAUGGAAGUGGACUUUGUUACUUAAAGACAACGAAUUUUAUUAGUGGCUACCAGAAUCCUGCUCUUCCUAGCACCUCCUACAUCAAGGUUUGUGGGCCAUUGGCUCCUAACUCGGCACCUUCGUUAGAGAAUGCGGGAUGGAAGGUGCAUGGUUGGUUAAUAACUCUUGUUGUUUUAAGUACUCUUUUGGGCUUCCUUGUGUUUGAGGGUGGUUUAUGGUUGUGGUGUUGUAGAAACAGGAAAGGAUUUGGAGGGUUCGCUGCUCAGUAUGCUCUUCUUGAGUAUGCUUCUGGUGCACCAGUUCAUUUCUCUUAUAAGGAGCUUCAAAGAUCAACAAAAAAGUUCAAGGAGAAACUAGGUGAUGGGGGAUUUGGUGCUGUUUAUAAAGGAACUCUUGCUAAUCAAACUGUUAUUGGUAAGCAACUUGAGGGCAUUCAUCAGGGAGAGAAACAGUUUAGGAUGGAAGUUUCUGCCAUAAGUAGUACCCAUCAUUUAAAUUUAGUGAGGCUGAUUGGUUUUUGCUCUGAAGGGCAUCACAGGCUUCUAGUAUAUGAGUUUAUGAAAAAUGGGUCUCUUGAUAAGUUUCUUUUUGUUAAUGAAGAACAACAGUCAGGGAAAUUAUUGAACUGGGGGUAUAGAUUCAACAUUGCCCUAGGUGCUGCUAAGGGAUUGACAUACCUUCAUGAGGAAUGUAGAAACUGCAUUGUCCACUGUGAUGUAAAACCUGAAAACAUUCUUUUAGACGAGAAUUACAAUGCAAAAGUGUCGGAUUUUGGCCUUGCAAAGCUCUUGAGUCCAGUGGAUCACAGGCACCGAACCUUGACAAGUGUGAGAGGAACCAGAGGGUAUUUAGCUCCCGAAUGGCUAGCAAACCUUCCCACAACUUCCAAGUCUGAUGUUUACAGUUAUGGUAUGGUUUUGUUGGAGAUAGUGGGUGGUAGAAGGAACUUUGAAAUCUCAGAAGAAACAAGUAGAAGAAAGUUUUCCAUCUGGGCUUAUGAAGAGUUUGAGAAAGGUAACAUCAUGGGAAUUAUCGACAGAAGACUGGUUAACCAAGAGAUCAAUUUGGAGCAAGUGAAAAGAGUGCUUCUGGCAUGUUUUUGGUGCAUACAAGAACAGCCAUCUCAGAGGCCAACUAUGAGCAAAGUUGUGCAAAUGCUAGAAGGUGUAACAGAUAUUGAGAGGCCACCAGCCCCUAAAGUCAAUAGCAGUGCCACUCCUAUCUCUACUAUUGCAACUUCAUCAGCUCCAACUUACUCCUCAUCUUCAUCUUUGUUUGCUUUUGAGGCCUCUCCCUUAGCUUUGGAAGGAGCACGGAGAACUUGACUUCAUCCCUUUAUAUGUCAGACCCAUGGCAUUACUCCUUCCACUUUUGUUACCUUAUGGAUUGUUUCUAGAUCAUUUGACUUGUGAUUUCUGUAUGUACUAUAUUCCAUUUUGCUCCUUUCUUGUACUAGCGUAUAUAACCGUCUGCUGUCGGAAAAUUGGGCUUGUGCCCAUUGGUGUGCAGUUUUAAACUAAAUGAAUGCCUAGUGCUUUUUCCAUGA
Cajanus cajan (pigeon pea) is the source of this 2923-nucleotide messenger RNA. RefSeq names its product lectin protein kinase family protein. Gene Ontology annotation, molecular function: ATP binding; protein serine/threonine kinase activity. The record is from RefSeq and is a predicted model, not a curated record. Gene Ontology annotation, biological process: recognition of pollen; protein phosphorylation. Lineage: Eukaryota; Viridiplantae; Streptophyta; Magnoliopsida; Fabales; Fabaceae.